AUGGCGGCGGCCGCCACCACGGCCGCCUGCAGCAGCAGCAGCGCCGGCACCGACGCCGCGGGCGCCAGCGGAUUGCAGCAGCCGCCGCCGCCGCCGCAGCCCCAGCCCGCGGCCGCCGCGCCGGCCCAGCCGCCGCCCGAGCCCCCCCGGAAGCCGCGCGUGGACCCGCGGCGCCGCCAGGCUGCCCUCUCCUUCCUCACCAACAUCUCGCUGGACGGACGGCCGCCGCCGCAGGACGCGGAGUGGGGCGGCGGCGACGAGAGUGGCGCGGCCAAGCCGGGCGCCGGCAGCGCCUGGGGCGCGCGGACUCGGCUCAGCCUGCUCGCCGCCGAGCGGGGCGGCUGCAGCGCGCUCGCCGCGCCGGGCGCGCCGCUGGCCGCCGGGUCCGGCCCCUGCCUCCCGCAGCCCUCGCUGCUGCCGCCCCUGGCCCCGGGCGGCCACGCGACCGUGCCCUGCCCCGGCGCGGCGCGGGGAUUCGCAAGCCCCCUGGGCGCGGGCGGGGCGUCGGGGGAGCAGUGGCAGCCGUUCCGGCCGGCGCCCCUCGCUGCCUGUGCGCAGCCACAGCUGCCCGACGGGCCCGGCGGCGCCGGGCAGGAGGAGUUGGAGGAGGACGAUGCCUUUACUAGCGUGCAGGUGCCGGCGGCAGCCUUCUUUGGCUCCGGGACUCCCGGGAGUGGGAGCGGCAGUCGGGGCCGCCUCAACUCGUUCACUCAGGGAAUCCUGCCCAUCGCCUUCUCCAGGCAGACCUCGCAGAACUACUGCCCCCUGGAGCAGCCGGGCCAGGGCGGCAGCACCAGCGCCUUCGAGCAGCUGCAGAGGUCCCGACGGCGCCUCAUCUCCCAGAGAUCUUCCUUGGAGACCCUGGAAGAUAUUGAGGAGAAUGCCCCUCUCCGGAGAUGUCGAACUCUCUCAGGUUCGCCCAGACCAAAGAAUUUUAAGAAGAUUCAUUUUAUCAAGAACAUGCGGCAACACGAUACCAGGAAUGGCAGAAUAGUCCUUAUCAGUGGCAGAAGAUCCUUCUGUAGUAUAUUUUCAGUGCUGCCGUACCGCGACAGUACCCAAGUCGGGGAUUUGAAGUUGGAUGGAGGGAGACAGUCAGCUGGUGCCGUGAGCUUGAAAGAGAUCAUUGGUCUGGAAGGUGUGGAGCUGGGUGCUGACGGGAAGACUGUUUCCUAUACCCAAUUUCUGUUACCCACAAAUGCCUUCGGAGCCCGGAGAAAUACCAUAGACUCCACCUCCUCCUUCUCCCAGUUCCGUAACCUGAGCCACCGCAGCCUCUCCACGGGCCGGGCGAGCAGCACCCAGGGGAGCCUCGACACAGGUAGUGACCUGGGAGACUUUAUGGACUAUGACCCAAAUCUCUUGGAUGACCCCCAGUGGCCGUGCGGGAAGCACAAACGCGUUCUGAUCUUUCCUUCAUACAUGACCACAGUGAUAGACUACGUGAAGCCCUCGGAUCUCAAGAAGGACAUGAACGAGACCUUCAAGGAGAAGUUUCCUCACAUUAAGUUAACACUCAGCAAAAUUAGGAGUCUGAAACGGGAGAUGCGGAAGCUGGCUCAGGAGGACUGUGGCCUCGAGGAGCCCACGGUGGCCAUGGCCUUUGUCUACUUUGAGAAGCUCGCCCUCAAGGGGAAGCUCAGCAAGCAGAACCGGAAGCUUUGUGCUGGCGCGUGUGUGCUGUUAGCAGCCAAAAUUGGAAGUGACCUCAAAAAACACGAAGUCAAGCAUUUAAUUGACAAACUGGAAGAGAAGUUCCGGUUGAACAGGCGAGAACUGAUUGCCUUUGAAUUCCCGGUGUUAGUGGCCUUGGAGUUUGCCCUCCAUUUGCCAGAGCACGAGGUCAUGCCCCACUACAGACGCCUGGUGCAGAGCUCCUAGCACCCACCCCGCGGCGGCCCGAGGCCCGUGUCCUUCCAGCUUGGUGGAGCAGCACUUACUACUGGAAAUGCAAAAGUAGAACUCAAAAUACCAGACUUUUCUUCCUCUCAACAUGUUUUUGCGGAGAAGCAGUGCCGGAAACCUUCUAGGGACUCCUCGGUCCGGCCGGCCGCGGAGAGGAGACGUGCUGACAGCAGAGGCCCUUCCUGCUCUCCACUGUCGGGAACUCGUGGCUGCCCCCGCUCCCAUCUUCCUCCCGGGCACGCACAAACCUCGCAUGUGGCCCAGGGCCUUCUCUCUAGACCUGUUCCUUCUCGGAGUGUGAAGGGCUUGAGCAGACGUGGGAGAGAAUCUGCAGAAGUUGGGAGAGAGCUUGGAAGAGACACCCUCACUGUGUCAAAGAGUGUGCCAAUGUAUUUUUGUACCAGCCGUUGGAAGUGCAAUUUCCCUGGGGCGCGUGGGUGUGUGAGUGCGCCAGUGUCUGGGAGAUACUGCCUCCGCCCUCGACCCCCAGAACCAAGCCUACCCUUUACCGAGCGGACCUCAGCCUGGGGUCUGAGCCAGGCUGACCUUUGGCAGUUCUUUCUAGAUGAUUUCUGGCUAAGAAUCACUCUCUCCGUACCAGACUGUUUGACAUCCUCUGCUCUUAGAAAAGGCUACUGUUCCUGUCACCUCCAAGGGGACAAACAGACGAGCUCUCAGUGUUGGAUGAGCCCCGUGGAAAGGCACGGAGCGUGGCGCCCUGUACCUUCGUGCCGUCUGCCGCCGCAAAGCGUGCGCGUGUUCAACCUUGGCACUUUCCCCACUGUGGAGACGGCUGGGGCGGCGCUCCACGGAGUGUGUCCCUGUGCUCUAUGUUAGAGUGCAUACUAAGCACAUUUGCCGUGCUACAUAUAUCUACAUAGAAAAGUAUUUUAUAAAAAUCCAGAAUAGAAAUGAGACACGGGAUUGGUGUUUGGCAUUUGCCAGCUGAGACAAACUCCAGUUCGCGCUGCGGUUGAGCCAACGGAAGAGGCGACGGCGCUCAUCAUUCCCACGUACCCAGGGCUGUCAGUGCAGGAUUUUAAUUGUGACUUGUCCUGACUCACUGGGACAACUUGCGGUAGGCACGUCACCAGGCUGUCACCUCAUAGCCGUGAGAGAGGGAGGUGCCAGUUGGG
This is a messenger RNA of Propithecus coquereli (Coquerel's sifaka), 3041 nucleotides long. RefSeq names its product Cdk5 and Abl enzyme substrate 1 (gene CABLES1). The transcript is spliced from 10 exons. NCBI's taxonomy places the organism in Eukaryota, Metazoa, Chordata, Mammalia, Primates, Indriidae. The coding region runs from base 1 to 1881 and encodes 626 amino acids. Gene Ontology annotation, biological process: regulation of cell cycle; nervous system development. The record is from RefSeq and is a predicted model, not a curated record. Gene Ontology annotation, cellular component: cytosol.